AUGGCGGAUUCGACCGGACCGCCUGUGGCGAGUCUGCAGCUGGCGAAGCCUCGCAGCAUGUUCCUCUGCGGCUCGCUGCCGGUCUGGCUCGAUCGCGAAUUCACCACGCUCGAGUUCUCUCCGGGGAUAUCGAGAUCUUUCUUCCACGAUAGGACUCCCGGCAUUCCCAAGGUGAUCCCUCCCCCAGCCCAACCGUCCCUGGACACGCAUCCCCCCGCAUGGCUGCACCGGGACAACAUCCUCCUGCCAGUCGACCGUCCCUCGGACCCUCCAGGUUCCACCUGGGGGGGGUCGUAUCUGCACCACAGCGGCGCGCGCAAGUGCGAGGCGCUGGCGGUGAGGGGGCUGGCGGAGUUUGGGGAGGACGCGGUGGACGUGAUAGCGCCCGCGGACGUGCUGAAGCAGCUGUUUAAACUGCCCUUUUCCAAGGCGAGCCUCUUUGUCAGCGUGCACCGCGUUGGCCGCACGCUCGUGCUCAACCCCGGCUCCGAGCCUGGCUGUGUGGACUCCCACAAGGUCGCACGGACCUCCAGAGGGCAGCGUGAGGCAGUGCUCCUCUUUAAGCUGGGCGUGGUGCGAGUGUGCGACCACAGCAGUCAGCAGCAACAGCAACAGCGCCGGCAGCAGCAGCAGCAGCAGCAGCAGUUUGGGUUGCAGAAGGCUGUUGUCACUGAUGCAGCUUGCGCUGGUAGUUUGAAGAAUCAGAUUGAAGGCGUUCAAGGGGAAGUGAAAGUGGAAGUGGAAGAGGAGAAGGAGCAGGAGCAAGAGGAGGGGUAUGCGCGUUGGGAGGGCGCUGGGAAGGGCAAGCCAUGCAGCAAGCGGGAGAGAAGGCUGGAUAAUGGCAGCAACGGAGGAGCGGGGAGGCGAAUUGAAACAGGGGUAGGAGGAGGAGGAGGUGCGGGGAAGCGAAUGGAGACAGGAGGAGGGGGAGGAGGAGGAGUGGAGGCAGAGAGAGGGGCGGACGGGUUUGCCCGGGUGGUGUUCUGGCAGUUGGAGCACCUGAGGCUGUUUCUUGGCAGCGACCUGAUUCUGUUCAGCAAUGAGAAGCAUGCUGCUGUCAGCCUUCACCUCGUUGACGUGGAGCAUGAGAGCUCCCCUCUAGUGUGGCUGGAUAUCUGGCUGGAUAACCUGAUGGCGGGGGUACCAGAGCUGGCCAUCUGCUAUCAUCACAAGGGCGUCGUGCAGGGCUACGAGCUGCUGCACUGUGACGACGUGUUUCUGCUCAAGUGCCUCGCGAGAGACGGGUCGGCGUCGUUCUACCCCCACGCUGUGAGGGACAGCGCGCUCGCCAUCCUGGGGUUCCUGCAGGACAAGUGCGUGCGCAGCCCCGGCACCUACUGGCUUCGCAAGGAUGCAGGCACUGACGUGCUGCAGCUAUUCGACCUCACUCCACCGCUCCAGAACCCAUCUGCACCGCUCCGCCUCGCCCCAUCCCUCGCUACCCAUCCUUCACCCCUGGGAGAACCAUCAGGAGAGGCAGCAGGGGCAAGAGCGGGACGAGCAAGGGGGGCAGCAGUGGGGACAGCAGGGGAGGCAGCAGGGGGGCUAGCGGGGCGAGCAGGAGGGAACUCCCCGUUAUCUUCUCUCGAUCCGGCUGUAGCAGCGCACCUCUCCCUGCCCCUCGCUAUGCUGCUCUACCGCCUAGCCCUUCAUCUCUCAGACUCCCACGUGCCCCGGGAUCGGCACAGGACAGCCCAGCUGUUUGGGUACUGCUUGCAACUGCUGCACCAGAAAGACCACCCGGUAAGCCCCUGCAUUCUACCAUCCCCCCGAGCAGUAAGUGCAGCCCCAACCACGGGCGGUGCAGCGUACGAGCGGGCGGUGCAGCGUACGAGCGGGCGGUGCAGCGUACGAGCGGGCGGUGCAGCGUACGAGCGGGCGGUGCAGCGUAGGAGCGGGCGGUGCAGCGUACGAGCGGGCGGUGCAGCGUACGAGCGGGCGGUGCAGCGUAUGAGCGGGCGGUGCAGCGUACGAGCGGGCGGUGCAGCGUACGAGCGGGCGGUGCAGCGUACGAGCGGGCGGUGCAGCGUACGAGCGGGCGGUGCAGCGUACGAGCGGGCGGUGCAGCGUACGAGCGGGCGGUGCAGCGUACGAGCGGGCGGUGCAGCGUAUGAGCGGGCGGUGCAGCGUAUGAGCGGGCGGUGCAGCGUAUGA
This is a messenger RNA of Closterium sp. Naga37s-1, 2154 nucleotides long. The record is from the annotation of a GenBank genome assembly. Lineage: Eukaryota; Viridiplantae; Streptophyta; Zygnematophyceae; Desmidiales; Closteriaceae.